CUAAAGUAUAAUACAGAAUAAGGAAUUAAUUGUUAAAAUUAAAUUCGUAUUUGAAAAACACGACAGAAAUACUUCGUAUUUGGGAAACUUUUAUCUAUUAUAUAUUUUUUUAUCAAUAAAGCCUCGCUUAUAUAAAUAAUUUUAAUUAUUUUAUUAUUGAAAGUCUGAACAAAAAAUGUGUAUAAAUAUCGAAGUGAUUUUACCAACUAUAGAAAAGUUCUUAAUGUUGUAUCCUUUGCGAUGUGGUUGCAUUUUAAUACACUUCUGGACUACGUUACGAGCGGGGUUCUGUAUGGUAUUCUAUUCAACUGUAAUCUUAGAGGUUUUAAUUGGCGAAGAGACACCGUUCGGUGCUUGGCUGUUUACUGGAAAACCCGUCACAGAUAACCUAUAUCUUGUUUAUUAUACACUUUUAGUGUUAUUAUUGUGUGAGACUGUCUUGCUUAUAUUUUUGUUGCAUUUAGCGAUCGGAUUACACUGCUUCAACUUAUACUUGAUUCAGCAUUACUUAAUAUGUCGUUUCUUGACAUGGCUUAUUGAAAUGGGAGGGCUAUUUAUUUUGUGCCUGGCGCAUAAACUACUAAUAGGAUGGUAUUUGGGCAUUUUAUUCUUUAUUAUUCUAGAGUUUUAUUCUUUCAUCGUGGUCUACAGUUAUUAUGUCAAUCAACUGGAAAAUCAAAUAGAAGGGGAAAAACACAUUUGUUAA
Molecule: messenger RNA, 706 nt
Organism: Vanessa tameamea
Lineage: Eukaryota; Metazoa; Arthropoda; Insecta; Lepidoptera; Nymphalidae
Exons: 4
Coding region: 176-706 (176 amino acids)
Source: RefSeq, a predicted model, not a curated record